AUGGGUCUCAUGGAGAAGCUGCAAGCUCGCCUCGAGCUGUACCGCCUCGAACAGCGUUACACACGCCGUGAGAAACGCACUACUUUUAUCAGCGAAGCCCAAUACGUUGACGGCGAAUAUGUCUAUGCGUCAUCGCCUUCUUCAGCAAACUCAUCCACCACCACAAGUAGCAAGCGCUUCAGCAAGAUGCCUGCUAUACGGAUAAAGGAGCUUGGCCGUAUGGGCACAGGACGAUCGUAA
Alternaria arborescens is the source of this 240-nucleotide messenger RNA. RefSeq lists its product as hypothetical. NCBI's taxonomy places the organism in Eukaryota, Fungi, Ascomycota, Dothideomycetes, Pleosporales, Pleosporaceae. The transcript is spliced from 2 exons. Bases 1 to 240 code for a protein of 79 amino acids. The record is from RefSeq and is a predicted model, not a curated record.